Rotaria sordida is the source of this 891-nucleotide messenger RNA. Lineage: Eukaryota; Metazoa; Rotifera; Eurotatoria; Philodinida; Philodinidae. The record is from the annotation of a GenBank genome assembly.
AUGUUACUCGUUGUCGGUAUCAUUAUUUGUUUCACACAUAUUUUUGCCACAAUUGGUUCAUCACCAAUUGUUUUAUGGCAUGGUAUGGGGGAUAGUUGUUGUGAUCCAUACAGUCUUGGAUCAAUAAUUAAAUUAAUUGAACGUCAAUUAACACCAACUCCUUAUAUUCAUUCAUUACGAAUUGGAUCGAAUAUUGAAGAAGAUCAAUUAAAUGGAUUUUUUAUGAAUGUUAAUCAUCAAAUUGAUUAUGCUUGUCAAUUAUUAAAUGCUGACAAAAAUCUUUCAAAAGGUUAUCAUGCUAUUGGAUUUUCUCAAGGUGGACAAUUUCUUCGUGCUAUUGCUCAACGUUGUCCUAAUCCACCAAUGCUUAAUUUAAUUUCUAUUGGCGGUCAACAUCAAGGUGUUUUUGGAUUUCCACGAUGUCCAGGAGAUAAUAUAACAAUAUGUAAUUAUGUUCGAGAAUUAUUACGUAUUGGCGUCUAUGAAUCAUUUGUACAAGAUCAUCUUGUUCAAGCAGAAUAUUGGCAGGAUCCUCAUCAAGAAGCAACGUAUCGUAAAGUAAGUGUAUUUUUAGCCGAUAUCAAUCAAGAACGUAUAUUCAAUGAACAAUAUAAAACAAAUCCUUUAAAAAUUGGUAAUUUAGUUCUUGUAAAAUUUUUACGUGAUACAAUGGUAUAUCCAAAUGAAAGUGAACAUUUUGGUUUUUAUGCUGAAAAUAAUACAUCAAAAAUUAUUCCCUUACGUGAAAGUUCAUUAUAUAUCAAUGAUUUAUUAGGUUUAAAAAUAAUGGAUCAACAAUCACGUAUUAAAUUUCUUGAAUCAGAUACGAAUCAUUUAGAAUUUACUGAUCAAUGGUUUAUUGAUAAUAUAAUUCCAUUUUUAAAAGAUUAA